This is a messenger RNA of Pygocentrus nattereri (red-bellied piranha), 1294 nucleotides long. RefSeq names its product plasmolipin. The transcript is spliced from 4 exons. Gene Ontology annotation, cellular component: membrane. Gene Ontology annotation, biological process: myelination. The record is from RefSeq and is a predicted model, not a curated record. Gene Ontology annotation, molecular function: structural constituent of myelin sheath. The coding region runs from base 194 to 730 and encodes 178 amino acids. Lineage: Eukaryota; Metazoa; Chordata; Actinopteri; Characiformes; Serrasalmidae.
AGAGAGAGAGAGAGAGAGAGAGAGAGAGAGAAUAGGUAUCGUAAGCUGUUUGGAUAGAGUUACUAGGGAGUGCUCACACCUGUGUUGUGUGGAUCUGUGUGUCUUUCCCUGGUUUGGUCCAUUUUUUCUAACCUUCACCUUUUCUCAAAGGACAACAUUAUUUUUUAACAAAGCCUCUAUAUUUGGAAUAGAGAUGGCAGAUUUUCCUGGGAAAGUUAAUACUGAGACAAGCUCACCACAGUCUCAGGCAGGAUCAAUGCAACUAAUGAACGUAUCUAUGGACCUGAACUUCAUCAAGACCAUUCCAGGGAUCCUCCUGCUUGCGGAGAUUGUUUUAGGCCUGCUGGUAUGGGCCCUGAUCGCCAGUGCUGCUUACCAGUUGGUCCCUGCUUAUGGCUGGGUGAUGUUUGUAAGCGUGACACUGUGGAUCCUCUCCAUCGUGCUCUUCAUUACACUAUUUCUGAACAUUAGGCAGAAAUUAGUCUCAGUGCCCUGGCCUCUAGCGCUGAUGGUAUUUUAUGCAGUAGCGACUGUCCUGUACUUCACUGCUUUUGUGACCAAUGCAGCUUCAGUCUCCUACUAUAUAUAUGGUUAUCACUAUGAUCAUAUGGCAGCUGCUGCGUUUUUUGGCAUUGUGGUGACACUGACGUACGCCGCUAGCACCUUCUUUGCCUACCUGGACUGGAGGGAUGAUGGGGGAAAUGCAGCCACCAGCACCGUGCCCGUGUAGAGGUGUGCCAUCUGCCUCUGGCAUGAGACUGUUCAUGAAGGGAAGCAGGAGCAGUGCAUUUUCCUCAAACCUUUCUUCAGUGGUGUUUGAGACAGAGGCUUAUCAUGGAUAUAGUAUUGUAAAUGUAUGAUCUGUGGGUUUUGAUGUUCGUGCUCUUCAUGUGGUUUAUAUGCUUUGGAUGCUGGCCUGGAAAAUUCUGCAGGCUGAAAGUUUUUUUUCUUUUUUUCUUUUUUUAAACCGUUUUCCAAUUUCAUGGAUUAAUGUUUGAUCAUGCAAUCAUACACAUUUUUCAUGUUUGACGACAUUUUGAUGCAUGUCAAUUAACUUACAUUUAUUUCUUCUUACAUGCAUAUUUACACAUACAAUGAAAGUCUAAUGCAAACACAUGAAGCACUCCUUAGGUAAAAACUUUACACACUCGAUCAACAGACAUGGUAGAACAUUCAGGCCGUCGAAACAUCUCCAAAAUUAAGCAAGGGAUUGAAUUUUUGGGGUUUUUCAUCUCCUGACAGGCUACAUUUGGGAGCUGAGCAAGACAAACUGACAAAAAAAAAAAAAAAAAAA